Ilyonectria robusta is the source of this 835-nucleotide messenger RNA. RefSeq lists its product as uncharacterized. Lineage: Eukaryota; Fungi; Ascomycota; Sordariomycetes; Hypocreales; Nectriaceae. The transcript has 2 exons. Bases 206 to 835 code for a protein of 209 amino acids. The record is from RefSeq and is a predicted model, not a curated record.
AGAGAGGUUAUUAUUUUCAUUCCAGAGGUGACAUAGGAGCCAUGUAUAUAAGCUGCUGGGUGCCUCAGUGUAACCAUUCUCUCAUCAAUUCACCACUCCUACAUCACCACUUCCACACUGCUUCAACUCAACAAACAUCAACAAUCCACUCAACAGAAAUCCUUCAAUCUCGCAAACAACACCCCACACACCAAAAACCUUCAAAAUGCAGAUGAAGAACAUCCUCCUCACUCCCCUUGUGGCCGCCGGCCUGGUGUCCGCCGCUCCCGCCACAUCCAACACCUUCGAGGUGCUUGCUCUGCGCCCUGCCACCGGCAUUCAUUUCACUGGCUUCCAGGCCUCCAACAACAACAUCAUGCUCAAGAUGUCUCAGCAGGGGGCCACCUGCAAAACUGCGACGGAUAACCUGGCUACGUUCAAGCUGGUUGACGGCAAUCUGUUCCUGUACCACGAGGGUUCGACCCCCCAGCAGCUCUUCGUCGACCGCUCCGGAAUGGGCCAGGGCAAGCUUGGCUACACCACGAACGUGAAGGAUAUCCCCGCUCGAUGGGAGCGCAAGGGAUGGGCCGUUGACAGCAAUGGUGACCUGAAGUUCAGUGGCUCUGGCUUCAUUGCCUGCCCCGUCGGCGAUGGCACUUGGAGUGUCUGGGUCAACGCUGGCGUCAGCCAACCCGGUGGUGGCCAGGGAUGCUUGACUUUGACUGCUCGCCCCAUCAAGAUCAACAAGCCCAACAGCUGCACCUACACCCAGCCAGUCUGUCCCCAGCACGAUGCUAUCCCGAGAUAUCCGAACGCUGCAAAUGGGUUCUAUAAACUUUUGGGCAAAUUUCCUUAG